AUGAAAGGACAAUUUGAUAAUCCCGAUAAGCACGUUGUCCAAUGGCCUAAUACAGCUUUAAAUGAAAGCAAGGCAAGAAAAUUUGAAGGUCAAGCUAAGCAACCAGAUUUUACAGUUUCUAUUGUCUCUCAAUUACAGACCAGUGCCACCAUAUUUGUAGGUGAAGUUAGUCCACCAUCCAAAAAAGGUGAUAUAUAUAAAAAUUGUAAUGAUCUUAUUCGCCUGGGCGUGUUUAUGAAGGACAUCCUAGAUUCAUCUAUUGACAAAGGUGCGGAUAUAAAAGUGCUAGGCUUUCAAUGCAUUGAUUGGAUUAUUAGAUGA
Molecule: messenger RNA, 321 nt
Organism: Ambispora gerdemannii
Lineage: Eukaryota; Fungi; Glomeromycota; Glomeromycetes; Archaeosporales; Ambisporaceae
Source: the annotation of a GenBank genome assembly